AUGCAGUCGUGCGGCGUCUCGCUCGCCGCCGCCGCCUGCGCCGCUGCUCGGAGUCUCGGCUCGGCUUCUUCUGCUGGUGAUGAGGGAAAGAAAAUGGCGGCGGGAAAAGCGAGUGAAACAGAGGAGGACUUUCCGACACUGACAGCCCAGGAGAGGGAGACUCUGGUCGGGAUCGACAGCUCACUGUUUGGAUUUCAGAAGCUUCAUGAAGAUGGCGCCAGAACGAAGGCCCUGUUAAUGAAGGCUGUCCGCUGCUACGAUUCGCUCAUCCUUAAAGCCGAGGGCAAAGUGGAGCCUGAAAUCUUCUGCCAGCUCGGCCACUUCAACCUCCUCUUGGAGGAUUAUCCAAAAGCAUUAUCAGCAUACCAGAGGUACUACAGUUUACAAUCAGACUACUGGAAGAAUGCUGCGUUUCUGUAUGGCCUUGGAAUGGUCUACUUCCACUAUAACGCCUUUCAGUGGGCAAUCAAAGCAUUCCAGGAGGUGCUGUACAUCGAUCCGGGGUUCUCCCGGGCCAAGGAGAUCCACCUUCGUCUGGGUCUCAUGUUCAAAGUCAACACAGAUUAUGAGUCAAGCCUAAAGCAUUUUCAGCUGGCUUUGAUUGACUCAAACCCCUGCACUUUGUCCAAAGCUGAAAUUCAGUUCCACAUUGCUCAUCUGUAUGAGAUUCAGAAGAGAUACCGGGCUUCCAAGGAGGCGUACGAGACUCUGCUGCAGACGGAGGACCUACCUGCACAGGUGAAGGCCACCACCUUGCAGCAGUUGGGCUGGAUGCAUCACACAGUGGAACAGCUGGGGGACAAGGCCAGCAGGGACAGUUAUGCCAUCCAGUGUCUGCAGAAAUCUGUGGAAGCUGACCCCAACUCUGGACAGUCUUGGUAUUUCCUUGGCAGGUGCUACGCAAGUAUUGGCAAGGUCCAGGAUGCCUUUGUCUCUUAUCGGCAAUCCAUAGAUAAAUCGGAGGCCAGUGCAGAUACUUGGUGCUCUAUAGGGGUGUUGUACCAGCAGCAGAACCAGCCAAUGGACGCUUUGCAGGCUUACAUUUGCGCCGUGCAGCUGGACCACAGCCACGCCGCAGCCUGGAUGGAUCUGGGCACAUUGUACGAGUCCUGUAACCAGCCGCACGAUGCCAUAAAGUGCUACAUCAACGCCACACGCAGCAAAGGCUGCACCAACACCACCGCGUUAACCCACCGCAUCAAAUGUCUCCAGGCUCAAUUGAGUAACCCCCAGCUCAGUAGCCUACAGGGUAAAAGUAAAAUGCUCCCUCUUAUUGAGGAGGCAUGGAGCCUACCAAUCCCAGCUGAGCUAACCUCCAGGCAGGGAGGCCUGAGCAGUGCACCGCAGCAGGCCUGUAAGCCCAAUCACAGUGCUGAAGGAGGGGGCUCAGGUCAGUCUCUACCCCCUCAUGGGGGCUCGCUGGGUCAAGCAGAGGACCAGUCAUGCCCAGCCAAGAGGAGAAGAGCCGGCAGUCCUGCCAAGAAUGAUUCAUGGCCCAGUAAUCCACCACAACAGCCAGCACUGAGCUGGUACCUCUCCCCACAGAAAUUACAGAUGCUGGAACAGCUGCGCAGUAACCGGGCCAAUCUGAAGCCCCCUCAGCUACAGAUGUUGGAGCAGCUGGAAGCUCAGCUCGCUGUAAUGCAGCAGCACCAGAUGAGGCAAAAUGCGUCAGGAGGUCAGCUUCGUCCCUCUCUUCCUAAUGGUCCCACCACCAACUCUCUCCCCUCUCCCAACCCCAGCCUCCACCCCACCCGGCCCCACUUGGGACCGUCACGGCACCUUUGCCCGCCUCAGCCGCUGGCCAACGGGCCCGUCGGCUCCGGGCCACACAGACACUCUGACUCUGUGGGUGACAAUAGAAAUGGUAAUACUAAUAAUCAGCCGGGGCCCGCGGCCACAGGACCCAACGGAGACGUGCCUUACCCGCAAGCUGCCGGCAGCAGCAACGCAGCACUGCUACCUCACACCUGCACAAGCAUGACGCCACAGGACGCCAUGCCACACCAGGCCCUGCACCUAAACUCCUCUCAGGGGCUUCAAAAGGAGUGUGUUUCACAUGCGACAGGCUCAAGCAGUGAGGGGACUCCCUCUCACACCCAGACCCCCAACACCACCACCCUAAUUCACCCCAACAAUCAGGUUGGACAUUCCAGUAACGCUCCAUCGCUGCGACAGACUCAUAACCACCUCCCCUCCCCCCCAUCCCUCCCCCACUCCUCUACCUCAGGUGGUGCUGGACCCACAGCGUCCACUACCAAAGAUGGUCAUGCUGAUGCCACCUCCCACGGGAACGGGGGCUCAGGCGGUAAGGAGCAGUUGCCGCUCCCGUCUGCUGAGAGUGAAAAGGUGCAGACAGAUGGACUAGCCAAUCACGUCCACUCUGGGAAUGGAGACAAGGGGACAGAAGGUAGUGAUAAGCAAAGCCUUAGCGCAGACAAUCCCAGGCUAUCUGCCCUUCUGGUAGUGGAAAAGGGCCCUGAGGAGAGCGAGGCGCCGUCGGAGGGGACUCCAUCCACAGUGUCUACGGUGCUGGAGUCCCAAAAGAAAAUUAACAACAUCCAUCCGGCUGCUGUGCCCUCUGUGCCCCAACCUCAGGGCAACUCGGCCGCCUCCUCGCCCAUCUCCGCCAUAUCUACAGCCACACCGUCGCCCAAAUCUUCUGAACACACCCAAACAGGGGGCCAGAGUCCCCCCACCACCACCACCGCUACCACCACGUUGUCUACUGCGCCUGCCGUCAAUGGCAACAGCAAAGGAGGCAUUUCGGAGGACUCUCAAAGCCCACUUAAGGGUGAGCCUCCCACCAUCACAGGUCUCAUAGCAACGCCUCCACACGGACACAGCUCGUCCUCCUCAUCGUCUUCGUCGUCUUCAAUAUCCAUCUAUCCCAGCUCCACAGAUGUACUGAAGGCCUGCAGAAACCUUGGAAAGAACGGGCUUUCCAACAGCAGCAUCCUUCUCGAUAAGUGCCCCCCGCCCCGGCUGCCGCCCCCGCCUUCACCAGCCCUGCCCAAAGACAAGCUCAACCCUCCCACUCCCAGUAUCUACCUGGAGAACAAGAGGGACGCUUUUUUCCCUCCUCUGCACCAAUUCUGCACAAACCCCUCCAACCCGGUCACUGUUAUUAGGGGCCUAGCUGGAGCGCUCAAACUGGACCUCGGCUUGUUCUCCACCAAGACUUUAGUGGAGGCUAACCCGGAGCACCCGGUGGAGGUCUGGACUCAGCUCCUACAGCCUGCAGACGAGAACUGGGACCCGAGUGGCACCAAGAAGAUGUGGCGCUGCGAGAGCACCCGUGCUCACACCACCAUUGCCAAAUAUGCUCAGUAUCAGGCUGCUUCUUUCCAGGAGUCUCUGAGGGAGGAGAAUGAAAAGAAGGCACUAAAGGAACCUCUGGACACAGAGCCAUCAUCUGCAGAGAGUGCCACACGAAAAAGAAGAGGGCCUUUAAAACACAUAAAAUUUGGAACUAACAUCGACGUCUCUGAUGAAAGGAAGUGGAAACAGCAGCUGCAGGAGCUCAGUAAACUGCCAGCCUUUGCUCGAGUGGUGUCAGCCGGCAACCUGCUGAGCCACGUGGGUCACACCAUCCUGGGUAUGAACACGGUUCAGCUCUACAUGAAGGUCCCCGGGAGCAGGAUCGCAGGCCACCAAGAGCACAACAACUUCUGUGCUGUCAAUAUCAACAUCGGGCCCGGAGACUGCGAGUGGUUCGCUGUGCCGGAGGCUUACUGGGGAGUGAUGAGUAACUUCUGCGAGAAGAACAACAUAAACUUCCUAAUGGGCUCGUGGUGGCCCAACCUGGAGGACCUGUACGAGGCUGAUGUGCCGGUUUAUCGCUUCAUCCAGCGUCCAGGCGAUUUGGUGUGGCUCAACACAGGAACCAUCCACUGGGUGCAGGCUAUCGGUUGGUGCAACAACGUCGGCUGGAACGUUGGACCUCUCACUGCCCACCAGUAUAAGCUGGGUGUGGAGCGUUACGAGUGGAACAAGCUCCAGAGCGUUAAGUCUAUGGUUCCCAUGGUGCACCUCUCCUGGAACAUGGCGCGGAACAUCAAAGUGUCCGACCACAAGCUGUUCGAGAUGAUCAAGUACUGCUUGCUGCGGACGUUGAAACAGUGCCAGUGGGUGAAGGAGGCUCUGACGUCAGCUGGGAAGGAGACCGUUCUGAGGCUGAGGACCAGAGAUGAGCCGGCACACUACUGCACCAUCUGUGAGGUGGAAGUGUUCAACCUGUUGUUUGUGCGGCGCGAGCACCUGUCCAAGAAGCAGUGUUUGGUCCACUGCCAAGACUGCGCCAGAAAAGGCAGCGCCGCGCUUGACGACUUCAUGGUGCUGGAACAGUACAGGAUGGAGGACCUGAUGCAGGUCUACGACCAGUUCACAUUAGUCCCCCCUCUUCAUUCAUCUUGAUAUUAGGCUUCUCCUCUUUCAUCUUCUGCUCUGGAGCCACAAAGCCCACCUGCAGAAACCUGUCCUCAGACAUUUAAUUAAAGAACAGCCAAACACCGACACAUACGGACCCGUUUCUGAUAUUCAGGAAAGCUGAGGCCGUCUCCCCACCCACCACCACCCUCACCGCCGCCCCUCCAUUAUGGUCGCUUUCCAUCGCAACGGCUUGAGGCUGAGGCUGCCGAGUGCGUCUGUCUAUGCAACCUGUUUAAAGCCAGAAGGGGGCGCCACCUGGCCUGAUAACAGGACCUUUUACUUUUCUUCCCCCCCUUCCUUCUAAAGACAAUGGUUUAACGUUUUACUGGAGGACUUAAUCAAAUACGGUUGGGAACAUGGAGGCGAGAGAUUUUUAAAGCGUGGUAAAAAUGUUUUUGUAGAUACUUGUUAACUGUCACAACUGGCAACACCCACCGUAAAAAGACUACUGACUUGACAACCUUUCUCCCUCUGUCUCUCUCUUUAUUUCCUUGUUUUUAUUCUGGUAACAGGAUGAAAUGUUGGCUCCCCCAUAUUUUCUCCACUUCUUCCUCCCUCCCUCUUCUAAGGAGCACUAGCCUAACUGGUCUUUUUUUAUGGUAGAUAGUCGUUUUAAGACUCUUUGGAGAGCAAAUUUUCCCAAAAACAACAAAAAAAAUAUUGUAAUGCGAAGAGUAAUUGUUUUUCUUUCUUCUGUUUGUUUUAACAGCUUUUUAUGUUUGUCUUGUUCUUUUUAAAACUUUGCUUUUCUUAGUUAAAAAAAUAAAAUAAUAAAAAACUUAAUAGCCAAGUCACAAAGAAAAUGGGUUGCACAUAGUUAUGGAAAUUUAAUUUGUGAUUUUUUUGUUUUGUUUUUACGUUUCUAAUCUUGAUGUAAAUUUAAACUAUUUAUAAAUGCAUAUUUAUUGCUUGAAAAUAUUUGUCGAUGGAAUGCUGUUAUUUUUUUUUUUUUUUCCAGAAUACCUGCCAUUACAUUUGAAGGAGUUUUGUCAUUUUAACACAACUCCUCUUACAUUUUCUAUAUAUAUAAAUAUAAAUAAAUAAAAUAUAUAUAUAUAUAAAUAAAUAAAGUUGCUUAGCAAGUAUUGUACAGAAACAGACAUUUAAAAUUGUUUUAUUGUUUGAAGAAUGUUUUAUGAGUCAAUAAACACAAAGUUGUCAAUUUA
Messenger RNA from Girardinichthys multiradiatus, 5597 nucleotides. RefSeq names its product histone demethylase UTY-like. Lineage: Eukaryota; Metazoa; Chordata; Actinopteri; Cyprinodontiformes; Goodeidae. The transcript has 29 exons. The record is from RefSeq and is a predicted model, not a curated record. Gene Ontology annotation, cellular component: MLL3/4 complex. Bases 1 to 4416 code for a protein of 1471 amino acids. Gene Ontology annotation, molecular function: RNA polymerase II cis-regulatory region sequence-specific DNA binding; histone H3K27me2/H3K27me3 demethylase activity; protein binding. Gene Ontology annotation, biological process: regulation of gene expression; heart development.